Molecule: messenger RNA, 753 nt
Organism: Lepus europaeus (European hare)
Lineage: Eukaryota; Metazoa; Chordata; Mammalia; Lagomorpha; Leporidae
Gene: PDC
Product: phosducin
Exons: 3
Coding region: 19-753 (244 amino acids)
Biological process (GO): regulation of G protein-coupled receptor signaling pathway
Source: RefSeq, a predicted model, not a curated record
UCAAAUCCAGUCCCUAAAAUGGAAGAAGCCAAAAGCCAUAGUUUAGAGGAAGAUUUUGAAGGACAAGCCACACACACAGGACCCAAAGGAGUAAUAAAUGAUUGGAGAAAGUUUAAAUUAGAGAGUGAAGACAGUGAUUCAAUCCCACCUAGCAAGAAGGAGAUUCUCAGGCAAAUGUCUUCUCAGAGCAAAGAUGACAAGGAUGCAAAAGACAGACUGGGAAGGAAGAUGAGCAUUCAAGAAUAUGAACUGAUCCACCAAGACAAAGAGGAUGAAAACUGCCUUCGUAAAUACCGUAGACAGUGUAUGCAGGAUAUGCACCAGAAGCUGAGUUUUGGGCCUAGAUAUGGCUUUGUAUAUGAGCUGGAAACUGGGGAGCAAUUCCUGGAAACCAUUGAAAAGGAACAAAAGAUAACCACAAUCGUCGUUCACAUUUACGAAGAUGGCAUAAAGGGCUGCGAAGCUCUAAACAGCAGCUUAACUUGCCUUGCAGCAGAGUACCCGAUGGUCAAAUUCUGUAAAAUAAAAGCUUCCAACACGGGCGCUGGGGACCGCUUUUCCUCAGAUGUUCUCCCUACACUGCUCGUCUACAAAGGGGGAGAACUGAUAAGCAAUUUCAUUAGUGUUGCUGAGCAGUUUGCAGAAGAAUUUUUUGCAGGGGAUGUGGAGUCUUUCCUCAAUGAAUAUGGGUUACUACCUGAGCGAGAGAUGCAAGCCCUAGAGCAGACAAAUACGGACGAGGACAUGGAGUAA